GGGAGGGCCCGAGUUCAAUAUCCUGUACCAAAAAACAAAACAAAACAAAAACAAUGAGCUGGUUCCCUACCAUCCCUCAAAGGUGGCCGAUGGCUUUUGCUUUUAAAUCUCAUUAUAAACUUUGCAUCUAAGCAUUUUUCUUUCAGCCCCUUUUCUUUCCUGAUUGUCCCAUUUUUGGCCAGUAGGGGUCUCUUCAGCUCAGCUCCUGAGUUCCCAGAUACUCCCAGAAUUCUGUUCUAAAUUUAUCUUGUGGAUUUGCUGCCCCAGUCCCGGAAUCAGGCGUUUUUUAGCGGCAGCGAGCCCUGUUUCUCUUCAGAGGAAGAGCUAUUUACAGGCCACAACCUGCGUAUUAGAGGUGUUUGUUUUUACUGCUGCUUCUUGGUGGUUCUUUCUUAUUCUUCAGCCCAUUUCUAAAUCAUGUCCUUUUUAUAAAACUGUUACCUAAAUUUCUCCAUAUACUGAACAUGAAUGGAGCAAAUAAAAUUCACACUAACCAGAAAUAUACCAAAUUAUUUGCUGACUCGUUGCAUCCUAUAUGCAAGAAUACUCAUUUUCCAGGAAAGGAGGCCUGGAGCUGUGAAAAACUUAACAAAAGCAUUCAUUUUUAAAAAAGAAAUUUGAUAAAAUGGAAGAAUAUAAAUCUAUAAGAGAGAUUAAUGGUAUGUUAAAUACUAAAAAUAUUUUCCUCCCAACUGGUUGAGUUUAUGAUGUCGAAGAAUUUGCUCCAACAGGCUAACCAAAUUAAUCGCCCUAACACCAUUCACAUUUCCAUAUGCAUGUGACUUCUGUAACAAGAGGCUUAGCUGGGAUUAUUCCAUCUGACAUAGCCAUUCACUUCUGAAUGUUUUGUUCACAGAGAAGAUCUGGGAAUUGCAAGUGGUGCAGGGCCCAGCUAGGUGACCACACAGGACAGUGGUGAGGCCACUGGUUCUCAGGACUCGACACCCUCUUCCUACCACUGGGCAGCCUGCCUGGCCCUGUCGAGCCAUCUCCACAUUCCUAGGACAGGAUGAGUGCCCUGGAUGAUGUCCCCUUCAAGGUGCCCAGGGGCUUCGUGGUCAGCACAGAGCCUCUCGCUGAACUAGAGCUCAGUGUCUCGGCCUGCAGGGAGCUCCUGCUGGGUUCUAUGCAUGACUUUAGCCUGGAGAGGAAGGCGCUCUUCUGCACAGAGGCUGCCAUCCGAGGACACGGCCCCUACCAGUGCGGUGCCCUGGGCGCGGCGUCGGCCCCUCCGGCCUGGCUCUUGCUGCUCAGCCCAGACAGCGGCCUGGCACCCCCGCUUGCGGAGCCUGGACCCCAGGAGCCGCCCGGGGACGAGCAGGAGGCCGCCGCCGGGGAGGAGAAGGACGCCUCCUCCGCCAGCGAGGGCGAGCGGGACCCUGGCAGCUCGCGGCCCGGCUCCCCAGCCACCCCGGAACCCGCCCGUCGCCGCUCGCUGCUCGGCCGUUUGUCUGGGAGCAGCCUAGCCGCCCGGCCCCGCGCGUUGCUGCGCAGCUUCCGCGGCCACCAUGCGCGCAGCCUCUGUGGGGCGCCCGCACCCCCGGAGCCCGCGCCACAGCCCCCGCCGCCCGCCCCCGCACUGCCCCCGCGGCCCGCCACGGCUGGCGCCAUGGCCCCGCUGCGGAGCCACAAGCCCACGGUCUCGUCCCUCAGCCCGUACACCUGCCUGCCACCUCUUAGGGGGACACCCCAGCCUCUCAACUCCUACAGAUCACACCCUGAUUCUGCAGCUGACCUGCUAUCCGCCCUGAGCCAGGAGGAGCAGGAGCUCAUUGGGCCUGUGGUGGCCCUGGGAUACCCCCUGGGAAGGACCAUCGUGGCUCUGCAGAAGACGGGGAGGCAGAGCCUGAGCCAGUUUCUCGGCUACCUGAGCGCUCGGGAGAGGCUGCUGCAGCAGGGCUAUGAGGAGGGCCUGGUGGAUGAGGCCAUGGAACUGUUCCAGUACUCUGAGAGCAAGGCCGGGGAGUUCCUUCGCCUCUGGGAACAGUUCAGCGACAUGGGCUUCCAGCAGGAGCGGAUCAAGGAAGUGCUGCUGGUACACGGCAACCGUGGUGAGGAAGCCUUGGAGGAGCUGGUGGCCUGUGCCCAGUGACCACUGCAGCCCUCCACUGCUGGCAGCUGUCCUGUGUCAUGGAAACCAAACUGGACAAACAAAGCUACGCAAGUAAAAAGCACAAACAAUCCCAAGGUUGGGAGAAACACCACACCCAGCCAGCAGCGCUCCAGGAGAGGGAGGCGGGACUGAGCUUUUUGUACAAGCCUGGCACACUGCCUGUGUUCAGCUUUCUCUGUAUUAAUAGCUUUGCUUUUGAGAAAAUUAAAAAAAAAAAGAUAGGCAGUCCUUCCGAGUCCCAUAGGCUCCUGGUCUUGGGUAGAAAAAACAUCUUAACUGAGAAUCAGAAGCCUUACGUUCUGAUUUAGGUUCUGUGGAUGUCAGGCUCCAGGCUUCUUUGGGGCUCUGUUUCCCAAGGAAAAGUAGAAAAAUUUGAUCAGGUCAAAAUUUUCCAGACCUGGCCACUGCCCAUGACAUACUCUCAGAAAGGACAGCUUGGCAGCCUCUGGGGUUUUUGUUUUGUUGUUUGUUUGAGACAUAGUCUCAUUGGUAUGGGACUCAUGGAUUCAAGCAGUCAUCCUACCUUAGCCUACUGAGUACCUGGGACUGCAAGCACAGUCUCAGUUUUGUUUUGUUUUAUGUAAGAAGCUCUCUGAGGAUUCUUCACAAUGUAAUGGACCCAGGGCCAAUGUGUCUGGCUUUCUGGACCAGCCAGUUUAGGCCCCCUUCUGCUCUGACAAUCUGGGGUCCUCUGUCCUCUUUCAUCUUUUGGGAAGCUGGGAGGUUGGGAUCAGAGUAGUCUCCAGCUGCUUAACACCUCUUCUUUGGAGGGCCCUAAGGAUGGGAAGGGCCAGUUGCUGGAGUGGCCCAUGACUUGACCCAACAGAAGUCAGAUGCCAACACAUGGGUGCCCCUGAUUUCCCAGUGCCCAUGGGAAGGCCUUCGACAGCUUCCACAGAGUCCAGACCUCUCAACCACUCUACCUGCAAACGGGGGUGGGGUGGGGGGUGGGGGGCACUUCUACCUGGGGCCCAUGAAGUCACAAACAGAAACUCCCACAUUUCUCAGGGCCCAGACACCUUGUCUGAAUGUGUCACGGAGACUUCUGGGCCUGGCCCCGGUCUCCUGAGCCCCAUCCACGCCCUCUCAAUGUUUUCCACUAAGCCCCAGUGCCUGCCAACAUGAAAUCACAUGAAAGAUAUUCUUUGGCCUUCAGAUGUGCUUUGAAUAACUUUAAGGCAAUGCAGAACUAUUUGAGAAAAUCAGCAGGAUGGCAUAAAGUUGGUCAUGCGUCUGUUGCCAAAAAUAAAACUACCCUUGGAAAAAGACAGUAAAAUUAAAGUUCAAUUUCUAAGAUGGAGUUUUAGGGCCCAAGUUAUUUUGGUUCUGAUUAAAUUUACCUGGCCUCGGUCUACUGCCUUAUUAAGUCCCCUUAAUUAAGUCCCCUUCAUUAAGUUGCCAUAGAGGUGCCCAGGUGGCAGGCCUACAACCAGGCCACCACUCCCAUUCUCCUGCCACCUACAGCAGCCUUUCCAUCUCUAAAAAAGUAUUGCUUGAUUAAAAAUGAGACAGCACUGGACAGAUGGUUAGUUUAAAAUAUGUUUUAGGAGGCAGAAUAGUGUAGUUUGGAAGCAUGGAACCUGAAGUCAGAGCUGGGCUGAAACUAUAGCCUGUCACUAACUAGCUGUGUGACCUUUUGAAAGUUCCCCACCUUCUUUGUGCCUUAGUUACUUAUUCGUAAAAUACAGAUGCUGAGACUUUUCGAUUGUGCUUAGGGGGACAGCACACAGGAGCCUUGUGGCACUGUGUCUAAGCUACUUAUUUAGACGCAUUUAUAACCUUCCUCACUCUGUAGUCACUGUGAUCACCAUCUGCAUCUUCGAUACAGCUAACAGAUUUCUAGCCAGUGUGGUUGGGAUCCUCAGUAUCCCCCAAAGGCUUCUGUGUUGAAGGCUUGGUCCCUGGUGACAGCGAUCCUGGGAGGUGUGGGACCUUUAAGAGAUGGGGCCUGGGGGAAGGAAGUGGUGCAGGCCCUUGAAGGGGCUGUUGGUAUCCUGCUUCCUUCCCCUUUCUCUCUCUCUCUGCUUCCUGGGUGCUGUGAGGUGAGCAGCUUUGCUCUGCCACGCUCCAUGAUGUCUUGCCGCACCCCAAGACCCAGACAACCCAGCCGAGCAACCAUGGACUCUGGAAUUAACACCUGGGAGAAGCUCACCCUGUGACUCGGCUUCUCUGGUCUGGCUCGGGCACAGGACUCUGGAAGUGGCAUCUGGUGGAGCAGCUGUCUCCACAGCUAAUACAGGGAUCAGGUGGCUGCAGGAAGCAGCUGCAAGUGACACUCCAGAUACCUGACGGCAGCAGGCGAGAGACCUGAUAACCCCUGGAGGGGAGGCCAGGACAGCAGGAGAGGCCUGGCCCAGUGCAGCAAGAGGCACAGCUCCUGAUCCCUGAUCCCUGCUCUCCCUUCACCCUCUUAUGCUUUGUCUCUUCUGUGCCACCACAGUGCUUCCUCAGAGGCCCCAUACCAGCAUGAGUCCUGACUGUGACAGGACGGCUGUCUCUCUCAGAACCACUUCCAGCUGAGGCCCCAGGUUCCUUGUGUGGCUCCUCCCUGAGGCACAUGCAUGGUGUCCUCUGUCUACCUGGCCCUCUGACCCUUCUCUGAAGGAUCCCAUUGGUGACAUCGGGCCCCCUUGGUAAUCUGGGAUAAUCCGCCAUCCCAAGAGCCUUAACUUAAUCAUACCUGCAAAGCCCUUUUGGCCAGGUUCUGGGAAUUGGGCCUUUGGGAACCAUGAUUUGGCUUAUGACAGAGGGUCCAUGCCUCACCUCAGAUAAUACAAAACUCCUCUGGUA
Heterocephalus glaber (naked mole-rat) is the source of this 4903-nucleotide messenger RNA. It is a transcript of the gene Ubap1l, whose product is annotated as ubiquitin associated protein 1 like. Gene Ontology annotation, biological process: ubiquitin-dependent protein catabolic process via the multivesicular body sorting pathway. Lineage: Eukaryota; Metazoa; Chordata; Mammalia; Rodentia; Bathyergidae. Gene Ontology annotation, molecular function: ubiquitin binding. Gene Ontology annotation, cellular component: ESCRT I complex. The record is from RefSeq and is a predicted model, not a curated record.